Molecule: messenger RNA, 4664 nt
Organism: Chara braunii
Lineage: Eukaryota; Viridiplantae; Streptophyta; Charophyceae; Charales; Characeae
Source: the annotation of a GenBank genome assembly
CAGUGCUCCUGAGUCGGAAGAGAGUCAGUGGCAACGUUAUUCUCUCUACCCUGUGCUCCCUACUCUCCUCUGCUCUUCUCUGCCCUUCUCUAGCUAGUCUGUAGUAGACGUGGUUCUCGACGAGGAGGAGGAGGAAGAGGAGGAGGAGGAGGAGGAGGAGGAAGAGGAGGAAGAGGAGGGAGGAGGGGGAGGAGGAGGAGGAGGAGGAGGAGGAGGAGGAGGAAGAGGAGGACGGGUCUUUCUGGAUCUACUGCGGCUGCGGAGGUCUUUGAAUUUCAAUCUUGAUCUGCGCUCAAUGUAUAGCUGUAAGAAAUAUUAUUAUUGUUAUUAUUUGUUAUUAUUGAACUGAUUGGGUCCUUCUAUGAAGAGCGCGGCGCCGAUUACGUACUGGUGGUAAUUGAGCUGAGCUGUGACAGUCGUUCUCACUCAUCGAGCGCGCUACGCAUCCAAUGACGGCGUCGGGAUCGGUCGCUGGCCACAUUCAAAUCCUCUGGCCGACGGUGCUUUUCACCCAGCAGUAACCAACGACCAGCGCAGGUCGCUGGUCGUACGUCGGUGUGAGCGAACGACCGCUGCUGGCAACCUUGAAAACGACGACGCGAAUCCUCCUCACCGAUCGUUGAUUUAUUUAUUUAUAUUUAUUAUUCUUUUUUUUUUUUUUGCUUUUGAAGUACAGCAUCGUAUCUCGACCAUAAGCGACAAAAACGAAUCUGGAUCUGGAGAGGAAAAUACCAUCUUGUUCAGAUUCUCAACCAUUGAGGACAAUAUCUGGAUCUUGAGAGAGAAAAAAAAAAAGAAGAAAAAAAUACAAUUUUGAGAGGCGAGGGGAGUUGGCGGGCUGGUAAUCGCAAAAAGGGGAGGUGAAAAAAAGAAAAAAGAAAAAAAAAAGGGGAGGUGCACCUGGGCAGUCGCUCAUCAGCAUCAGCAGCGAGCCCCCGCCGCGUCAGCUCUAAGACUUAGAAGAGAGUAGCAGCGGCAGCACGAGCCCGCCCGCGCGCUCCGCGCUUGUCAUCGGCGGAGUGCGCCAAUGUCAGUUCGCUGUGUGCGACACGUUUCCGAAGGUGCGGCACUGUCAUUGGCGGAGUGCGACAGUGGAGUGCGCGACGGCAGCUUUUGACGGAGGAAGCGCCGGGUGAUCGAGGUGGACAGACUUCACGUAUUUAUUUAUUUAUUUAUUUAUUUAUUUUUAUUUUUAUUUUUUAUUUAUUUAUACCAGGCGGACAGAUUUCCGCUUCCGCUCCUCUGACGGUCAGGAAAUCGCCACGUGUCUGGGUCGUCUAGCUCAACCACCACUGCAUGUGCAAUUUUGUCUGAGAAUCGAACACACAACCAACGGCUUAUCAAGCGACCGCUGGCCCAUCAGACACUCUCUGAUGCAGCUAAGCUCCUUCUCCUUAAGCGCCUGCCUGGGCCGCGCCUGCCUGCCUGGCUGUUUUCUUAGUACGGCAGAUACAUUCCGUACAUCAUUAUAGAAUUCCGUAUAUCAGUCAGUAUAAGAUUCCGUACAUCAUUAUGGUAACAAUUCCGUACAUUAUGAUAAAAUACAGUAAUCCAUAUUAAUCAAUCGACAAUAAAGGAGCGGGCGCUAGCACUAAGUGCAGCAGAGAGCGGAGCAGUUGCAGCAGUACUUUGGGGGGACCACCACCUGCCGCGAGGGGCCUCGUUGAUUUUACUCAUCGUUGAGCAGACUGCUUUCCACGGAUGACGGUUUCCAAAACUCCAUUGGACCAAAAAUGCAGGUCUCAACCGUUAUUGAUAGUGAACCCGUCGAACACGGAGGAAAUGAAUGGCUCCGUGGACGUGUUUGACGCGAUGGUAGCCGCGUCGCCUCCUCGCUCCAGCCUGGGAAGUUUUGGGGCUGACCUCUAUGGAGAAAACGCAAUGGCGGCGCAGUAUCGGGCUUGGAAGUCCAAACACCCUUCAGCGCUGGACAGCUUCCAUAAGUUGAUUAAUGCGGGGGAAGGAAAAGAAGUGGUGUUAUUCCUCGACUACGAUGGCACUCUAUCUCCCAUAGUAGAAGAUCCUGACAUCGCCUACAUGACUGAAGGGGUCUAUGAUUUUGUGCAAUUGGCAGAGCUCUAUUAUGCUGGGAGCCAUGGUAUGGAUAUUAUGGGUCCGCCUACAGUGAGGAAUGGCAGUUUGCGAAGGGCAGAGCUCCACAAGAGGAAUGGUACAAGGACAGUCAACGGUCAUUGGUUAAGCGGAGAAGAGAAUGGACAUGUUCACAGGGCGGACAGAGCCAUCGAUGGACAGGCAUUGGAUGCAGAGAAUAGAGUCUAUUUUCAACCUGCCAACAAAUAUGUACCGCUCAUAAAUGAGGUGUCGAAGCGAAUCGCUGAUCAGGUGGGGUCGAUGGCAGGCGUGUGUAUAGAGAACAACAAAUUCUGUCUGUCAGUGCAUUUCAGGAGAGUCUGCCAGGAGAAGUGGGAGGAUCUAGCACAAAUUGUAAAGGACAUCGUCAAGGAGUACUCUUCCAGCUUGCACCUCACUUAUGGGAGGAAGGUGCUUGAAGUCCGGCCUAAUUUGGCAUGGAACAAGGGAAAAGCUGUUGCCUAUCUCCUGAAUGCCUUGGGCCUAGAGUCGGGAAUUUUCCCUGUGUAUAUUGGGGACGAUCGGACAGAUGAAGAUGCAUUUCAUGUUUUGAAAGAGCGUGGGGACGGGUGUGGAAUAGUUGUAUCAACAGUUGCGAAGGCGACACAUGCUACAUAUUCACUCCGAGACCCUUUAGAGGUAAGGGAUUUCCUCCAUCGGCUGGUGGAGUGGAAGAAGGGAUUUCUUCCAAGGCAGAAGGAUGACGCGAGUUGCUUGACGCAUUCCAACCGCGCGAUGUUCUCUAACUACGAAGGCUAUGGCUGCAGCAUUCAUGAUUAUGAAUGAUUUCAUUAUCUGCUAAUAGACAAUGGAGCAGCGGGUUCAGUGACUGUCAAGAUUUUUUUUUCCCUUUCCCCUGCAGCUAUCAAAACGUAAGAGCAUUCAGGGAAAUUGUACAGUGGUCCUUUUUUGCCCGUCGCUUUCGUUGACAAGCAGCGUCGGAUAAAUGAAAAAUUAUUAUGCUUCCGUCCAGGUGUUCAAAUCCUGUCUCUGUUGGUUGGGUUCCAUCUCAGUGGACCACCACAAAGCUGAUUGUUAAUCAUUGAUGUGCAAAGAUUAUAUGAUCAGCAUGCAUCAAAGAGGGGACUAGAUCAAGCUGUCUGCUAAGAAGAUGAAUGUGCAAUGUGCGCAUACCACACAAAAGAUGUCCCUGGUGUGAAGACCAUACAAAGUGCCGCUCCUGUCUCCUCCUCCUGAAGGGACUGCCAGAGACCCCUUGUAAUGGAACUCCUCCUCCCCCUCCCCCUCCUCUCCUACUCCUCCCCCCCCUCCUCCUCCUCCUCCUCCUCCUCCUCUUUUUUUCACUUCUCUGCCCGCUUCUGUUUUCCUCCAGUUGGCAAGUCUGUAAAGAAGGUAGUCGAAGAAUACAUGGGAAGGAGUCCGUAGGGGCUUUUUUCUUUUCGUUCUUUUAUCUUUGAAGGGGAGGGGAGGGGAAGGAUUGUUUUAGUCGUCGGUCUUUCCGAAUGGCCUUUUUUCCUUUCGGGAGGAGUACACUAACAGCCGACACAGGUUUUGGAAGUGGCAAAACCAGUACGGUCAGAAUUCAGCUUGAGGUGCAGCUGCCGAAUCACAUGUCUGCACCAGAAUGUGAACAGACCCAGGUGCAUUCUGACUGGGCUAGUUUUCUCCUUUGAUUCAAAUGCAGGUCCUGCAGGCUAUUUUUCUCCUUCGCCAUUUCUUGUCCCUUUUUCCAGGCGGUGGGGGGUAGCGCUUGGGAGGCAAGAGGAUGACCCAGUGGCUGCUGCUGCAGUUUCAAGUCCAAACUUUGGGGUUGAAAGGAGCAUUCUUUCGAAUCUGACAUUUAAAAAAUCAUUUUUUGUCGCCAAGGAGAUAGAUAGCAUCCCAGUUGCACCAGUGCUCUUUACUUCCUUUUCAAGAAAAGAAUUGGAAAGAUGCUUCACUGCUUUCCAGCAUCAUUUUCUUCAUCAUUUUCUUCUUUAUUUUCUUCAUCGUUUCCUCCUUUUUCCCAACUUUUCCCCUUUCUCUUCUUCUCCUCUUCUCUCUUAUUCCCCUCCUCUUCCCCUCCUCUUCUUCUCUUCUUUUUGUCAUUUUUGUUCUUCUUUUUCCAUGGAUUAAAUUAUGCAUGCACUCUUUCUAACAUUUCUAUUUGUUUUUCUCAAAAAAAAAAAAAAAUCUUACAGUUUUCAUUCUUUUACAAAUCUAUCCCCCCCAAACCUUACAAUCAUGAUGAGGAGCUGGUUGUGGGAUUCCGAGGUACACCAUAUCUGACCGCCUUGCACUUUCUCUGUCUAGGCUGAGCCCAAUGAUCAUUAAUUGCUGUCCACAUCUGUCCAUUAUUAGAAAGGGAAUUAGCUAUAGUUACAAAAGAAGAAAAUGGAAGGGAAAAAGAGGGAAAAGAAAACAAAAAACAAAGGGAACUAAGUAUAGUUAUCGUGCACAAAAUGCAUUCAUCCAUUAGGCAGUGUUAACUAUAGUUACUAUUAAUUAGUAAUUACUAAUUACCAAACAUCAAUUGUAGGCAGAGUUGUGGUGUUUAACUGUACAGAUAAUUGCAGUGGUUCAAUGAGGCAACAAAUAUCUUCACCUUAAUAGAAUGAACGGUCAUUGUUAAG